Molecule: messenger RNA, 1034 nt
Organism: Uloborus diversus
Lineage: Eukaryota; Metazoa; Arthropoda; Arachnida; Araneae; Uloboridae
Product: elongation of very long chain fatty acids protein 7-like
Exons: 8
Coding region: 146-961 (271 amino acids)
Biological process (GO): very long-chain fatty acid biosynthetic process; fatty acid elongation, monounsaturated fatty acid; fatty acid elongation, saturated fatty acid
Cellular component (GO): endoplasmic reticulum membrane
Molecular function (GO): fatty acid elongase activity
Source: RefSeq, a predicted model, not a curated record
CCGAUAUAUACUCAAGUUCGAACUUUUCCGGGUCUAAAGCAAGGCCACUUGACCGUGAUUCAUUAGAGCUACUGGUUGUUUGUUAUUGGCAGCUGGGGAGAAUAGGUAACAGAAUAUCGAGAUAAACACAUAAAAAACGGAAAUCAUGACAAUAGCAGAACAAUACAGAGAGUUCAUUUUUAGUGGAGAUCCUUCCAUACGAAAUUUUUUCCUCCUUCGGAGCAUCGCACCCAUGAUACUUUCAGUAACUUCAUAUAUUCUUUUCGUCACGAAAAUUGGUCCUGCCAUCAUGAAAAAUAGAAAACCUGUUCAAUUACGAAAACUUAUUAUAGUAUACAACUUCGCAUUAGUCCUAUAUUACAUAUAUUUUGUUGUCAAAGGUCUUCUAUUCAUGCCAAAGUUAGGAGUUUCCUUCAUCUGUGGAAAACUUGAUUCAGAGACAAAUCCUGAAGCUGCCCAAUUUUAUCUGCAUGGCUACCAGCUUAUGGUUGUGCGGUACAUAGAACUGUUUGACACAGUGUUUCUAGUGAUGAGCAAAAAACAAAUUGAUCCAUUACAUGUGUUCCACCAUGCUAUUGUGCCUGUAUUUGCUUAUUUUGGUUUCAGAUCCGAAAAAAGUGCUUAUUUGUCCAUAUUUAUGGGCUUUAACUCCAUAGUGCAUAUUAUUAUGUACACUUAUUAUGCAGUAGCAGCGCUGGGGCCGAAAUAUCAGAAGUACAUAUGGUGGAAGAAAUAUUUGACGACACUGCAAAUAUUUCAAUUUUUCAUCAUGAUGUUUUAUCUGAUGCUGGUAUCUGCAAUUGGCUGCACGACGUCCAAAUUCACGUUGAUUUUCUGCUCUUCCCUGACCGUUGCUUUCUUCUUUCUAUUCAUCCGUUAUUACCGGACCAUAUACAUCGAAAGAAACAGACCGCACCAGAAUGGAGUGCACCAUGUUGCGCACAAAAAUAAACAAUUAUAAAUUAUAAUAUACAUUUUUAUAGGUUUGUACAUUUCAUUGUAACUGAACAUGAACUAUACAUAAAUUUCUGUUU